Phytophthora sojae is the source of this 3042-nucleotide messenger RNA. RefSeq lists its product as hypothetical. The coding region runs from base 125 to 2947 and encodes 940 amino acids. NCBI's taxonomy places the organism in Eukaryota, Oomycota, Peronosporomycetes, Peronosporales, Peronosporaceae. The transcript has 4 exons. The record is from RefSeq and is a predicted model, not a curated record.
AGGCGAGAAGAAGUAAGUGAACGGCCGACGCCAGCAUCUCAGUCCCAGCGCCGCCAUCUCUCUCGCUCCGCGUGCGUGAGCCCUCUCUCUCUCUACCUAUUAGCCGACUGCAGACGCCGCCGCCAUGUCGAACUGGGGGCUGCGGCUGAACCCGUUCAGCAAGAGCUACUCGCAGCUCGAGAUGGACCAGAUGCGCUUCGUGCACCAGGCCUACUGCGAGGCCAUGGAGGUGAGCGAGGAGGACCUCCCCACGGCGCUCAAGAUGGACGACAACUUCUACCCGCUGCACAACCCCACCAUCUCGGACUUCGACGAGAACUCGUACCUGCGCAAGAUGCAGGACGUCGUGGGCCUGCUGCGCAACCCCGCCGAGGCCAUCAUCUCGAGCAUCUGCGCCUACCAGCGCGAGCGCUACGACCGCACCUUCACCUUCUCGGGCUACCUCAACGACCCGCGCACGCUGCUGCUCGAGGAGUUCAAGGACUGGGCCAUGCGCACGCUCGCGCCGGCCACGUGCACCACCGAGUCCAUCCUCAUCGAGGUGCGUCGCCGACACAGCUACGUGCUGCGGCUGCAGCACGGCCAGCAGGGACUCUUCCACUCGGGUACGGGCGAGCGCUCGCUGCUCGGCACGCUCAAGGACGUGCGCAACGUGAUCGAGACGCGCGUGCUGCCCACGAUCGAGACGGAGCGCGCCCACUCGUCCGCCAGAGAGCAGCUGCACACGCUCGAGGCGCGCGGCACGGACGGACUCAUGCACGGCGUGCAGUUCCUCUUCUACGUGCUACGCAACACGCCCAACACGCCUGCGGACUGCACCAUCAGUAACCUCCAGUCCCAGCAGCACGCGGGCAUGAAGGACGCCAUGGGCAGCAAGUCGGGCCAGAUGCUCGAGGUGCUGCUCACCACGCCGUCGUUCAAAGAGCUGUUCCCGCAGAACCAGGCGGCAAUUUCGCCUCAGGACUCAUUGCCGUCGCUGCUGCUGACGGACCAGGAGGAGGAAGAGAUGACCCGCACUGCAGUGUUCUGCGAUACCGAGGCCAAGCCACAGGUGCCGACGGUGCUCACGCGCCAGCUUCGACGCAACUCGAACCCGAAUGAAGUGGCGAUCACGCCCUCGGAUUUCCUGCAGCAGAGCAACUCGGGCGUUGUGACGCUCCGGAAGGAGGUUCGGGAGGAAACGUUCGACGCUUUCACGAAACUGCACGGCUUGCUGAAGCUGCUGGCGGAUCUUUUGGUGUCGUGCCGUAAAGCGCGACAGCUUGCUGGCCCUGGAGGUGACUUGCUUGUGUAUGGACCUGGCGGAGAGGAAGUCCGCCGGUUGAUGCAGUCGCUGGAGGCGGUGCAGACUGAAAUCAGUAAGGAGGUGAGCCAGCUCACGCGCAUUGGCGUUCGUGAGCUGGACCGCUUGAAGCCCAACCAGGAGAAGGCUUGGCGGUGGAGUUUUAGCAAGGUGCUGCCGCUUGAAGGCUACCUUGCUCGUGAUUUUGGCGCGUGUGUGGAGCCGAUUCAGCGCAUGUAUGCGAGCGCUGAUCCGUUGCACGUGCAGAAGAUGUACAAACAGUUCAAGCAGGCCACGGGGUUGUGGGUGGAAGAAAACAGCUCCAUUUGUAGAUAUGUCACGGCUGCGCUUGGUGGUGGGUUUAUCGAAGACAGACAACAGCACAAGCACAACCAGCUAGAGAACGGAGAGGAGGAACCGGAGGGUCAUGCGAAGAUCGAGUUGCUCGAGGACGACUCGCCAUCAGAGAUGAGCAAUGCACUUGUGCUGGCAGGACCUGGUCAAGGCGGCAGGGAAAGUCGGACGCAAAAGGUCUCGUCCUCCGACAAAACCGAAGACCGUAUCGUAUUGCUCGAGGAUGGCGAUUCAGAGAACAAUGCUAACGCGGAGAACCAGCUCGUGGUAGCGAACCGAGCGAUGGUCCCUGCUCCGAAGAAGCAGUCGAGCUCGGACAGCGGCUCGUUCUUCUCGUCGCUCGUGUCUUGGGGCGUGGGAACGAAGACUCCACCGACGUCAAAGGGAGGCGAGAACAGCCCCGUCAACUCAGAAACAGAUGAAGAUGAGGACGUCGAGAAAGGACCUUCAUCGACAUCGUCCGCAAGGGAAGCCGCUGAUAUUGCUGCUGCACAGGGAGGUGUGUUGGAUACGUUACUGCUCGUGCGUCAGUCGAUCCAGCGUAUCGGUCAGCUGUCGUGGGGAGUGCGCACGUCUUACCACACGUCGUCGAUUGAUGAAGGGGACUUCGAUGCGUUCAUCGUGCUGUGCUCCAUCUACGAUGGAGCUGGCGUUCCUGUCUCAAGUGACUUGCUGCUCCGUGUGCGGUUGCACCGUACGCGCUUGUCCCAGCUUCUCAAGAAGCACAUUCGGUCCAUUCUGAGCUGUGUCGUGGUGCUUCAACGCCGGAUUGUCGACGAGGAGAAGAGUAUUCCUGGUAUGACGUUGGUGUACCGUCGUUUGAAAGCGAACCUUUCGGACUUCGAGAGCGAGAUGGACGCGUUGUUGAUCACGUUUAAGCAGGUAAUGGUGGAGUGCUCCAAGAUGAAGGCGGGCAUUCUUGCGAUGCCGCUGUCCCAGCAGCGAGAGUCGAACGACGUUAUCGGCAUGGGUGCCUACGCGUACAACUCGAUCAACGCGCUCACGUCCAGCUUUGGCCCCGCACAAGCGCCAUCUGAAGCGAUUCUCUCGCACGGUGAAUACAUGACUCAGUUGAGGUCGCAGUUGGAUCUGCAUUGGAACAGCAUCUCGCACCUCUUCCAGAGCCUCCAGGGCACUGUGGAGGCUGUGGCUACGGUUGAUGAUCGUCUAAGGGGCUACGCCAAGUUCCCAGACAUCACCGUGCCACCACAGCAGCUGGAUUACAUUUUUGAGUUCAACUACGACGGCUUCUUCCGCCAGACGACGAGGGACUUGGAGGUAUUGCUCGCGUCCUUUGACACUUCCAAGUGAGCGCAAGCCACCUCACCGGACCCAUCGGCAGGCGCUCAGAAUGAAUACCUGCGAGCGAGCCAGGUGCGGCGUGAUGUCAGUCGUUAGUCCUGCCU